UUUGAGUUACAAGAGUCCGAGACAAUGAAUAGACAGAUGUUGACAGUACUGGCUGUGAUGGCAGGAGCAGCUCUGGUUUUAGGAAAUGAAAACUGUACUUCUACUUGUACAGCUUAUAAAGCUUGUUCGAGCCUUAACGUGAGCAGUAACUACACUGCUUUCCUGAACAACAGUCUCGUUUGCGAUUCACAAAAUGAUGGCAUUCUAGGAAAACUCUUCGGCAGUAUGAGCAGUUGUGGUCUGAAGGAUGCAGCUAUUGAAGUUGCAGAUCUGUUAGAUAUCGGAUGGGAUGGCGUCAGUUCUCUGGAGGCCAUCAUCAGUGACGAAGAAUUCUGGCUAGAGGGUUGUCAAUGGGACCAACUUGCUGCUGCAGCUUGCAUAUACUACAGCGUUCCAGCAAAGGGCGAAUGUACUAACAGUCCUAGUGUGUCACGAAAUGGUCUCUUCUGUGCUGGAGAGUGCAUGAAUCUUGCUAAAGGCUGCCUCAAUCUGGAGAAAUACCGACAUCUUACUGAAUCGAUUACAGAUUUCUGUAAAUCUGUCACAAAUGCUGAUGCCAAAUCUACCACAUGCUUGAAAGGACAGGUGGACCAGGCAGGCCUCACUGCUCCUAAAUGCCCAGAUGGAACCGUAAAAGAAACAAGUCUGACCGGACCGUUCGUUCUGGCUGGUAUCGCACUGGCAUUGGCUGUCGUCGCCCUGAUAGGACUUGCUCUCAUAACAUGCAAAAGUGGAUCAGGAGCCGGAGCUCCGAACUCAUUCUAAACUCUUAUUAUGAGGACAAAAGUGCAGGCACUUGACUUUCCGACCAGAUUGUUUUUACACGAUAAAAUAUAUUGAGGCGUAGACAUUUUGUUUCAUAAUCAUUGUUUAUUAUUAUUGAGUGGUUGAUUUUUGCAUUUUUUACAGAAUUAAGAAUUUCGCAGCAUGUCGAUGGUUUUAUCAGUUGAUUGAUUUUAUAUUUUUUCGUUACGUA
Molecule: messenger RNA, 976 nt
Organism: Bolinopsis microptera
Lineage: Eukaryota; Metazoa; Ctenophora; Tentaculata; Lobata; Bolinopsidae
Exons: 8
Coding region: 25-765 (246 amino acids)
Source: RefSeq, a predicted model, not a curated record